UUUUUUUUGUGUGGCAAAAGUGUAAAGCACCAGUGAAACAGAGAUGGACUUUGACGAGGAGCUCAAUCUUUGUAUCACCAAAGGUAAAAACAUCGACCCUUCUUUUGGAGAAGCUUCGUCCACGACUAUGGCGUCCCCAAGAUCUAUGAAGAAGAUGAGAAAUCCUGAUAAUCGACCUAAACCAUAUUUUCCAUUUUCCUCUUCUUCUCCAAAUUCUUUUGUGUCUUUCCCUUUCUCUCUUGAUCCAACUAUCCAAAAUCAACAACAACUCGGAUACGUUCCGGUUAACCAACAACCACAACCGACAUUGCAAGACCAGAAGCAAAUGAUCUCGUUUAAUCCUCAACAGCUUCAUCAACAGCAGCAGCAGCAGUAUAUGGUCAAGUAUUGGAGCGACACACUGAAUCUGAGCCCUAGAGGAAGAAUGAUGAUGAUGAACCAAGAAAGUGUUCAGCCAUACAGCGCAACCAAGCUGUACAGAGGAGUGAGACAACGUCAAUGGGGAAAAUGGGUAGCAGAGAUUCGUAAGCCAAGAAGCAGGGCACGUCUCUGGCUUGGUACCUUUGAUACAGCUGAAGAAGCUGCCAUGGCCUACGACCGUCAAGCUUUCAAGUUGAGGGGUCAAAACGCAACACUUAAUUUUCCGGAGCUUUUUUUGAAUAAGGAAAACGAGUCGCAUGGUUCGAGUGGUGCAUCAAGCUCUUUGCAUCAGAAACAAUCCGAAACGCAGCAGCCAAGUGAGGUUAACUUGGAGAGCAAGGAAGUAGCGGUGAGUGAUGGUGGCAGAGAGGAAGGAAUGGCUGAGGCGUGGUUCAAUGCGAUUACAGCAGGAUGGGGUCCUGAAAGUCCACUUUGGGAUGAUUUGGAUAGUUCUCCGUUUUCACAAAGCUCUUCUUAUUCCUCUGCUUCUUGUCCCAUGAGGCCUUUCUUUUAGAAAAAAAGGUUUUAUAUAGAUCCUCACAUUUUAGGUUGUAGUUUAGGGUUUUGCUCAUGUUUGGCAUUUGGACUUUGGAGCGAGACAGUUUUUGUGAUCUCCCACUCCACAUAUCAGUCUGUGUAUGUCUCUACUUUCUAUCUAUGCUUCCAUCACUAUCAUUCAUAUACA
Messenger RNA from Eutrema salsugineum, 1105 nucleotides. RefSeq names its product ethylene-responsive transcription factor ERF054. Gene Ontology annotation, molecular function: DNA-binding transcription factor activity; DNA binding. Gene Ontology annotation, biological process: regulation of DNA-templated transcription. The record is from RefSeq and is a predicted model, not a curated record. The transcript has a single exon. Bases 44 to 934 code for a protein of 296 amino acids. NCBI's taxonomy places the organism in Eukaryota, Viridiplantae, Streptophyta, Magnoliopsida, Brassicales, Brassicaceae.